Molecule: messenger RNA, 2288 nt
Organism: Rana temporaria (common frog)
Lineage: Eukaryota; Metazoa; Chordata; Amphibia; Anura; Ranidae
Gene: LACC1
Product: laccase domain containing 1
Exons: 6
Coding region: 119-1459 (446 amino acids)
Molecular function (GO): copper ion binding
Source: RefSeq, a predicted model, not a curated record
UCUACGUACGCUGCGUGUCAUUUACAUUGUCUGCAUUUAAAGGAAGUAAAAUGUGCAUUUGUUGACAGGUCACCGUCACAAGCCGAGGAACUGCAUGUGAAACAACAGUCCAUCCAUAAUGGUUGAAGAAAGCGUCAAUGAAGAGGUAGUACUGAUAGAUCUCUUUGACUCAGGCUAUCACAUAGAUGUUGACAAACAUAAAGCUUUGAACCACGUAUGGACAAUCAUCAAAAAAAGAUACAGCACAAAUGUUCCAUUUACCUUCUUUAUGUGCCACCAGAAAGCUUCUUGUGAGGGCAGUAAUCCAAAUUUAUUAUCUGAGGCCACAGAAGCACAUUUUGAUUACUUGAAAAAUGGAUACAAGGUGGUGAAAGACUCCAACAUGGCUGCAAUACUUUAUUCCAUUAAACAAGAAAUUGAUGCACUGGAUAUAAAUAAGAUUCUCCUCAUUCUGCCUCAGGAAAGGAGGAUACAAAUGGAUAUUUAUGUGGAAAAUAUGUUUACUCCCGUCUAUGAAUUCAUGUUAGAAUGUUAUAAAAUGCACUGUGAAAUGGAUAACAUUACACCCCCCUGUAAUGCCAAACAAACCAGCAAUGGCAUUUCUGAUGAGGACUAUAAAGUGAUUGCAAGGAAGAACAUGCGGACAUAUUUUCAAAGCUUGCCUGCUCUGAAAGGGGAUCUAGUCAUUCUUAAAUCACAGCUUAUUCCAGAAGAGACCUUUCUGCAUGGCUUUACGACAAGAUGUGGCGGUAUAACCCCCAUUCCGACUCUUAGUGGAUUAAAUCUUUUCUGCAGUCCCAAGAGGAAAGAUCCAAAAGCAGUUGUUGAAGAGAACUUUUGUCGCCUGGGGAAAGCUGCAGGAUUUGAUCCUCAGACUUAUGUUCCAAUAAAGGUUGACCAUGCAGCGAUUGUGAAAAUACUUGGGAAAACAGAACCAGAAAGAUAUGAUGGAAUAAUCACCAACCAGAAAGGAGUUACAAUUGCUGCCCCUGGUGCAGACUGUAUUCCAAUCCUUUUCUGUGAUCCAGUAAAAAAAGCUUGUGGAGCAGCCCACUCAGGCUGGAAAGGGACACUGCUAGGAGUUUCAAUGGCCACAGUAAACACCAUGGUAUCUGAGUACCAAUGUGAUAUGAAGGAUAUACUGGUUGUUCUGGGACCAUCAGUGGGUCCAUGCUGCUUUACCCUAAAACGGGAAGAAGCCAGAGCUUUUCAUGACAUAGACCCACAAUGUGUCCGACAGAUUGAGUCCCCAAGACCAUAUGUUGAUAUCAGAAGAGCUACUCGUAUUCUCCUGGAACGUGGUGGCAUUCUGCCUCAUAAUAUUCAAGAUGACACCAUUGCAGACAAGAGCCAAAAUGUCACACUUUGCACCUCCUGCCAUCCUGAGAAAUUUUUCUCUCAUGUUCGAGACGGUGAAAAUUUUGGAACACAAAUCUGCUUCAUAGCCAUCAGAGAAUAAUCAAGAAGGACUCAUUGAUCUACUCAGGAAAGUGAAGGAAGCAUAUAUGUGCCCUAUUUAAUGUAUUAUGACUGAACCAAAAUGCAACAGAUUAAGUAUUGUGUUUCUUUUUUUUACUGUUUGUAAAUUAUGUGACAGAUUAUUAAGAAACUUCAUAAAAAAAUGACUGUGUGAUAGUCAAUGCAAUUUAGCAAUGUAAUUUAUACUCAUUAGAAAUCUCUAUUGGUUAUAUGCUCAAACUGAUAAGAAAGUGCGGGUAGAUAAUAUUAAACAGCUAUGAGCUGCUGGUAAUAGUAACAACAGGUGUAUAUGUACAAUGUGUAUAUACAAGUGACAAUGGUAGAUGCCAGACCUAGUUUUGUCCCUGCAGGUGAACUUAUGGACUUGUUGGUCCAUUAUUGUGCUGGUGAAAAGUAGAAAAACAGAAAUCCUUGCCAGUGGGAAAGAUGCUGUUUUGUUUCCUUACCAGCAAGAGCUUUAAUUAUGAAAGAACCUCAUGGUCGACCGAAGAUGCUAAGAUACAGGAAUUAAGAGUUAAAAAAAAUAGGUCAACAAGCUCAGAAAAUGGGUAUGACAUUGGAUAUUUUAGAGAGAGAGAGAUAAAGAUAUAUACAUAUAUAUUCUGUCCUACAUCUCUAUCAGGGAACAGCCAAUUUUUCAAUAAUCAAAUUUUCCCAAAAGCUGAGCUGAUAUACAAAACAAAGAAUCCUUUAAUUCCGUUGUGUAUUCCUUUAAGAAUAAUGAAUUGCAUCUUUAUAUAAAACAAGCUGGCCAUACACUGUUAUGCCGCGUACACACCAUCACUUUAUGUGAUGAAAAAAAACGACGU